Paramisgurnus dabryanus is the source of this 2650-nucleotide messenger RNA. RefSeq lists its product as uncharacterized. Gene Ontology annotation, biological process: regulation of transcription by RNA polymerase II. Gene Ontology annotation, cellular component: transcription regulator complex; chromatin; PcG protein complex. NCBI's taxonomy places the organism in Eukaryota, Metazoa, Chordata, Actinopteri, Cypriniformes, Cobitidae. The record is from RefSeq and is a predicted model, not a curated record. Gene Ontology annotation, molecular function: RNA polymerase II cis-regulatory region sequence-specific DNA binding; DNA-binding transcription factor activity, RNA polymerase II-specific.
AUGGAAGUGAAAGAGGAGAGUCAAGCUGAAGUAGAUGAGAAACAUCAGAUUGUAAAAAUAAACCAUAAUGUUUCACAGGAUGAAACUCUUAAGGAAGAAGACAUAAAGUGUGAAAAUAGUUUUAGUGAAGAUGAAGGCCCUGCAGAUCACAAGAGGACUCACAGUGAAGAGAAACCUUUCACAUGUCAACAGUGUGGAAAGAGUUUUAGAAGAAAAGAUAACCUUAAAGCACACAUGAGGAUUCACACUGGAGAGAAACGACACGUGUGCCAUCAGUGUGGAAAGAGUUUUACAACUGCAGCUGAACUUAAGAUACACAUGAGGUCUCACACUGGAGAGAAACCUUACAGUUGUCAACAAUGUGGAAAGAGUUUCUCUAUUGAAAGUAACCUUAAGAUACACACCAGGAUUCACACUGGAGAGAAACCGUUCACAUGCCAUGAGUGUAAAAAGAGUUUCAGAAUUAAAUGUAGCCUUAUAACACACAUGAAAAUUCACAAAGGAGAGAAACAUCACGCGUGUCCUCAGUGUGGAAAGAGUUUCAGUGAUAAACAUAGACUUGAGACUCACAUGAGGAUUCACACUGGGGAAAAGCCUUUCAGAUGUCAACAGUGUGGAAAGAGUUUCACCUAUCAAUCGAGCCUUAGCCGGCACAAGAAAAUUCACAGUGGGGAAAUGUUAUAUGCAUGCCAGCAUUGUGAAAAGAGUUUCCGAGACAAAAGUCAACUUAAGAUACACAUUAGAGUUCAUACUGGAGAGAAACCUUACACAUGUCAUCUCUGUGGAAAGAGUUUCAGAGAUAAAAGUCAACUUAAGAUACACAUGAGGGUUCACACUGGAGAGAAAAGACACCCAUGCCAUCACUGUGAAAAGAGUUUUACAAUUGCAGUUAACCUUAAGAUACACAUGAGGUCUCACACCGGAGAGAAACCUUACACUUGUCAACAAUGUGGAAAGAGUUUCUCUAUUGAAAAUAACCUUAAGAUACACACGAGGAUUCACACUGGAGAGAGACCUUACACAUGCCAUGAGUGUGAAAAGAGUUUCAGAACUAAAUGUAGCCUUAUAAGACACAUGAAAAUUCACAAAGGAGAGAAACCUCACGCAUGUCCUCAGUGUGGAAAGAGUUUCAGUGAUAAACGUGGACUUGAGACUCACAUGAGAAAUCACACUGGAGAGAAACCUUACAGAUGUCAACAUUGUGGAAAGAGUUUCACCUAUCAAUCAGGCCUUAGCCGACACAUGAAAGCUCACAGGGGGGAAAUGUCACAUCCGUGCCAGCAUUGUGACAAGAGUUUCCCAGAUAAAAGUCAACUUAAGACCCACAUUAGAGUUCACACUGGAGAGAAACCUUACACUUGUCAUCACUGUGGAAAGAGUUUUAUAAAAAAAUUGUACCUUAAUAGACACCUAAGAAUUCACACUGGAGAGAAACCAUACGUGUGUCAUCAGUGUGGAAAGAGUUUCAAGACAAAAUCUUACCUUAAUGUACAUUUGAGCACUCACACUGAAGAGAAACCUUUCACAUGCCAUGAGUGUAAAAAGAGUUUAAAAACAAAAGCUACCCUUAAAAGACACGCAAGAUUUCACACUCAGUAGAAACCAUUCAUGUGUCAACAGUGUGGAUAUGGGAACAAAGUUUAUAAAUCAGCUGAGGUCUUAUUAAUAAAACUGUCUGGAGGAUCCUUACUAAAAGUCUACAUGUGCACAAAAGCCCAAAAUGGUGUACGGCAAAAAAGAUUCAGGCCGUUUCUUAAUGGUGUCCAAAUGGCACACUCCGGACUUGUUGACCGUCUCAGAGUCCACACUUUGAUGACAUCAAGUAGUGCAGACCUUAGGGACCUUGAAGUGGGUCCAAGAGGGUGCACCGGAGUCAUAUUUUGGGACAGACUCGAGCAUCAUAGAAUAGAAGAUGCCCAUCAGUGUGAACUCCUCCCUUCCAUCAUCUGAUUGGUCUGAUUUCUCUUCCGCAAGGACUUCUGGGUUGGUAGAGUGCGCGAACCCUGGUGCAGUGCGGGCUUCGCCGAAGUCUCGUAGUCUAAGAGAGCAUUCGCAAUUUAAGGCCAUGAGACCGAAAGUCCACAAGAACUGCGCCAUUUGAGACAAGGCCAGUUUGCGUUCUAGUCUGUACUUGUGAAACGUUAUCAGUCGUGGCCCAAGUACUGCUCUAAUUCUAAGUUCACAUCAAGUCAAGUUCACUUAACAUCCCCAGAUGUGUUCUUGAUCCGCAGAUUUUAUCAAGGAUGCAUCAGGAGGUGACUUGUGUGGACUUUCCCAGAAUGCAUUUCACGUCAAAGGCAGUGGAGCUUAACCCUCAUGUGUUGUUGGGGAUGUUUUCAUCCACUACAGAGUUUUUUUUACUCUUAAUUUGGCCGUAACUUUGAAUGAUUUUUGGUGACAAAUCUUAUAUUUACAUAUAUUUUAAGAAAAUGCUUUGAAAUUUUUUAAAAACUCAACGAUAUACCGUGGGCAAAUUUACUACCCUUUCGUGUUGUUAGUGGAUGAAAACAUCCACUAAAUUCAACGGCUGUAAAAAUUUAUCAGAUGAAUAUUUUUUCCAAAUUUUUUUUCAUAAAUCUGUUAAUCAACCUCAGUACUGAUCAAAACUACCAAAUCUUCACAAAAAUUCCAUGAUUUUAACCCUUUAAUU